Messenger RNA from Talaromyces rugulosus, 3708 nucleotides. RefSeq lists its product as uncharacterized. Lineage: Eukaryota; Fungi; Ascomycota; Eurotiomycetes; Eurotiales; Trichocomaceae. The coding region runs from base 1 to 3708 and encodes 1235 amino acids. Gene Ontology annotation, biological process: ubiquitin-dependent protein catabolic process; protein polyubiquitination. The record is from RefSeq and is a predicted model, not a curated record. Gene Ontology annotation, molecular function: ubiquitin protein ligase activity; protein binding. The transcript is spliced from 3 exons.
AUGACCGGACGACUUGAAAUCCUCGCCCUGCCUCUUACAGACAACGCUUUUCCGAUCGCCAACAAAGCCAUGUUCCAGUCGUUUACCGGGAGCUCUCGCCGGCCUCGCCAGGUGAAUCUCUCGGGCCGCAACAUCAACCCGUUCGCUGCAUCAAAUUCUGGUCGACAAACGCCUCAUGGUAAUGGGCCUCAAAAUGCGCUUGCUAUCGCUCAGCAGGAACGCCUACUCAGACAGCAGGAGAGGGCACGCCUCAGUGCCGCUCGUGUGCUGCAAAAGACAUGGCGGGGUCACCUGUGCAGGAGAGCCACUCGAGAGACAUGGAGACAAGAAUGGGACAUGGCCGAGCAGGGACGCACUGGAGUCACACUGCAAUUUGGAGACGGCCAGUUGAGCCAGGCCUCCACAGUUAUUCCGUACUCAGAUCUGAACCAGUGUCAGGCACAACUCAGGCUCCUUUUACGAUUCUUCGAAACGUCGAGCGAUUACGAUGCCUUCCGCCUUCUCUAUUUUUCCCGUACCUUGAGACGAACACUCGAGGAAGUUCCUGCAAUGCCAGCCGAAGGAGGAUGGACUGCGCUUCUGGCUCGGCUAGGAAGUAUAACAUUAAGGCUACUUCGGAAGCUAGCAUCUCGUAAUGACCAUCCUCGCCUUGCAGGAGAUCAUUUUUUGGGGCUACUUUGCUUUCUGAUAGAUCUUAUCCCAAGGCAAAUGGCUCAGCUUGCUGGUGAAUACUACACAGUCAUGGCGACCUUGACAGCCAAUAUCGAGCUGCUCGGUCCAAAGCUGAACUAUUCCUCUGGCGACAUUGUCAAAAGCACGUUGGCUCUACUCCAGCCGAUUACGGCAGACACUCUCGGUGCCUACGAAUGGUUUGCUCGAACUUACCUCACGAUACCGGACCUACAAAGUCACAUUGGCCAGCUGGACGCCCUAGCCUCCAAUAUCAAUUACAAACUCCUGGCAAAAGGUCUCGAUUCGUUCAUGCAAAACUUGACCGAUAAACAGUCGGCAGGCGAUGAGAUUGAAUCUCGCUUGUGGCUGUUAGCCUACUUCAUAUUCCUCCGUCGAUCUACACUUAGCGGGAGUUCCGACCAAGAGGCACCGGAGCCUGAAUUUGUUAAAGUGGUCUCAAGCCUUUUGAACUCAGUGGCUCUCUAUGUUUCACGCCGUUUGGAACCAGAUGACUCUUUCGAAUCAGAGGAAGAGCAAUACUCACCACUCCCACCAUUUGUUGAAAGCCAAAUCACUAGCCUCGUGAACCAAAAGAGUAUAACAGGGUUACUCUCCAGAGUAAAGCCCGGCUUGUUUGGCAAUGAAACUAGUGCUGCAGACCUAGACGCGUCCGAAGAUGCCAAAGCACUAGCUUCGUAUGCCUUGACACUUCUCAGAGUGUUUCCUCGCCGCGGAGACGAUAUACGGAUGUGGCUCUACUUGGGCUCGGCAACGUCGACGGAUUCAUCCGCACUAAGAGUCCCUGCAAUCAAAUUUUUCUGGACGAUAAGCAAAUCCACAGAGCUCUUUGCGAAAAUAAGCCAUGACUCAAACGCGGUCCUAUCCUUACUACAACCGAUAACAGGGGAAGACCCAAAACGCAGUCUACAGCGCGAGCAGAACUGGACAAUAAUUCUAUUGUUCCUUGAGUUGUACACAUUUUUGUUGAAGGUCAUGGAUGACGAAGAGUUCUUUUCUGGAGAUUCGCGCCCGACGGUAAUCGACAUGAAGGUUUCUUGGACUAGAGAAAGCGCGUUACUUUUGAAAGACGUACGAGACUUGACCGUGUUUCUGAAAAACCUUGCUUUUACACUCUACUGGAACGCAGCGGAUUUGAAUGAGUCGCAAGAUGUGCAAACCCCUUCUGGUAUCAAAAGCUAUUUCACGCCCCAUUCUCGUCAAGAACCAGUACCAACCGUUCGGGACGUGGAGCAGAGAAAUAAAGAAAAGGGCUUGCCCGGGGUUACGGGUAUUCCAUUGGAGUAUUUUAAGGGUCUGGUGACUGGGCUUCUAAGAAUGAUACACGAGCGCGAUUCCCGCCGUAAGUUCCUGCCAGAUGGUCAUUGGUUAAUGACUACUCGCUUCGAUAUGGAAGGCUUCAUUCCCGCCGUCGUUGCCGAAGAAGAAAACCGACACCAGCUCCAAGAAGAAGAGGAAGACCAACAAGAGGACAGCUAUAUGGAUGAUAUUACCGACCAGUCCCUUGGACUGAUUGGUACAGGUCGAGCUCAGCAAGCACGACGGAUAGAAGCAUUCAGGCGCCACCAGCACCAAGCGGCUCGUCGAAAGCAGAUGGAAGCGGUUGCGCCUCGACUCGAGAUCCUGAGAAAUAUGCCAUUCUUCAUUCCAUUUGCCACCCGUGUUCAAGUGUUCCGAGAAUUCAUCUAUCGGGACCAAAUGAGACGAAGACAAGGUUAUAUUGACCCUGAUUCCUGGCGCAUGUCUGUGUCUGCUGCCUCUAUGGGUCGUCUCAUGAACGGAGGUGCCCCAACACAGGAUGUCCUCAGUCGCCAUCAUGCUAACAUCCGACGUGAGAGUGUUUUUGAUGAUGCCUUUGAUCAGUUUUAUGAUCUUGGGGAAGGUCUCAAGGAGCCCAUUCAAAUUAGUUUCAUCGAUACGUUCGGCGCAGUGGAAGCUGGCAUUGAUGGAGGAGGAGUGACCAAGGAGUUUUUGACGAGUGUUACUAACGAAGCAUUUACGUCGUCAAAUGGCUUAGAUCUGUUCGUCGAGAAUGACCAGAAUCUCCUAUACCCAAACCCAACCUCUGUAGAGCAGCGCAAAGAAGUAUUACGGGGGAUGGGAGUCCAAGAGAGGACUCCUCAGUUUUCAGAUGGUGUUCGGGACCUCCUGAAGCGCUAUGAAUUUCUGGGCCGUGUGUUGGGGAAAUGUCUUUACGAAGGAAUUCUUGUCGACGUUCAUUUCGCCGGCUUUUUCCUUCUCAAAUGGGCGCUCACUGGAGGGUCAACGGCCGCUGGGAAGGAGUCUGCUUACAGGGCUAACUUGAAUGAUUUGAGAGAUCUGGACGAAAAGCUCUACGAAGGACUGCUUCUACUGAAAAACCACCCUGGAGAUGUUGAAGAUUUCUCUCUUAACUUUACCGUCACCGAUACGAUCCCCGUUCCAGGCGCUAAAGAUCGUAUUAUCACAAAGGAGUUGAAGCUUGAUGGCGCCAACAUUGCGGUCACCAACCAGAACCGCCUCGUCUAUAUAUCUUACAUCGCUCGCCACAGGCUCCAAAACCAACCGGCACUCCAAACAGCUGCCUUCCUCAAGGGGCUGGGUGAAAUAAUUCAGCCUUCGUGGCUAUCGAUGUUCAACCAAGCAGAAUUGCAAACGCUUGUCGGAGGGGAUGCAGGUGAGAUUGACGUGGCCGAUUUAAGACGGAACACAUUGUACGGUGGAAUAUACGUGAUAGGGGACGACAACGAAGAACACCCGACGAUCAAGCUGUUCUGGCAAGUCAUGGAAAGUGUGUCGAAUGAAGACCGUCAAAAGGUACUCAAGUUUGUGACAUCGACGCCUCGCGCGCCCUUGCUAGGGUUUAGCCAUCUUAACCCGCGCUUCUCCAUUCGGGAUUCCAGCGACGAUCAAGAACGGCUUCCAAGCACCAGCACGUGUGUUAAUCUCCUAAAGCUACCUCGCUAUUCGAGUGCGGAGGUUUUGCGGGAUAAACUCCUCUAUGCUGUCCACUCGGGGGCUGGCUUCGACCUGAGCUGA